AUGUGGUUGAGAAAAGAGAAGGAAGAUACAGACAUGACGGAGACGUCGAAAGGUGGAAAAAUUGAUACUUUUGGUGGAGAAGGGGCAUCAACCAGCAACAGUGUUAUUUCCAAAAGUUUGUCGACCGGUGGCGUUGACGGAGAAGAGAGAAAAUUCGACGAAAAGAAAGCGUAUCCAAAAGGACAUAUCCAAAGAAAAUUAGAAAGUCGUCAUGUUCAGUUGAUUGCGAUCGGGGGCUCGAUUGGUACCGGUCUUUUUGUGACAAUUGGUACAACUGGUUUAGUGAAAGCUGGACCUUUGGGAUUAUUGUUGGCGUACACAUUUUGGACGGUUAUUAUUUUGUUGUUAACCACCUCUAUUGGUGAGAUGGUGUCAUUCUUGCCAGUGCCAGCUCCAUUUAUUACUAUGGCUGGUAGAUGUGUUGACGAGUCAUUUGAAUGUGCUGUCGGGUGGAAUUUCUUUUUGAUGCAAGCUUUAUAUAUUCCUUUUGAGAUUACUGCUGUGAAUGGUAUGAUUCAUUUUUGGAGAAGUGAUUAUUCGCCAGCCAUUACGUUGUGUAUCCAGAUUGUUAUCUACGCCUGCAUUAAUGUUUUUGCAGUUAGACUUUACGGUGAAGCCGAAUUCUGGUUAUCUAUUUCGAAAUUAAUUUUAUGUAUCGGGUUAUUAUUCUUUACACUUGUUACCAUGUGUGGUGGUAACCCACAACAUGAUGCUUUUGGUUUCAGAAACUGGCAUGUCGAAGGGGGCCCAAUGGGUGAACAGAUUACUACAGGAGCGUUAGGUAAGUUCCAAGGAUUCUUAGCCGGUUUGAUUAGUGCAUGUUUUACGGUCGUUGGUCCAGAGUAUAUGUCUAUGGUUUCAGCGGAAGCAAAGAACCCCAGGAAAACUAUGCCCACUGCUUUCAAAACAGUUUUGUAUAGAUUGGCAUUAUUCUAUAUCGGUGGUGCAUUGAGUGUGACUAUUUUGAUUAGUUACAAGGAUCCAAACUAUCUUGAAUUGACCUCGGAUGCUUCGAAUGCUGCUUCUUCUCCUUAUGUUGUGGCAAUGCAGAACUUGAAAAUUGAUGUCUUACCCCAUAUUGUGAAUGCUGUUGUAUUGACUUCAGCAUUUUCAGCAGGUAAUUCGUAUACUUACUGUUCCUCAAGAGCUUUAUAUGCAUUAGCCCAAAGAAAAUUUGCCCCUAAAUUCUUUACUUAUUGUACUAAAAAUGGGGUUCCAAUUUACUGUGUUAUUGUCGCCAUUUGUUUUUCAAUGUUAUCAUUAAUGCAAUUGAGUGAAGGAAGUUCUAAAGCUUUAAAUUAUAUGGUCAGUUUAUGUACAGGUUCCCAGUUAUUGAAUUAUGGGUUUAUGACAAUCACUUAUAUGUGUUUCUAUAGAGCUGUUAAGGUCCAAGGUUUGGAUAGAAGAACGUUCCCAUAUAGGGCAUGGUUCCAGCCUUACUCCAUUUGCAUUGCAGCAUUUUUCAUUUGGUGCAUGAUUGGUAUUUUAGGAUAUACCGUUUUUAUUCCUGGCCAUUGGGAAAUUGACACAUUCUUGUUUAAUUACGUUAUGAUUUUCGUCACUGCCGCUAUUUAUAUUUUCUGGAAACUUUUAAAGAGAACUCCAUUCGUUAAGCCUGAAGAUGCAGACAUUUUUACAGGUAUUGAAGAAGUUGAAGAACACGAAUAUGAAUAUUACGCCCAGUUAGAGGGUGAAGGUAAGCAAAAACCAAACAAAUUCAAGAGUAUCCUUCACUGGAUUUUUUAA
Debaryomyces hansenii CBS767 is the source of this 1746-nucleotide messenger RNA. It is a transcript of the gene AGP2, whose product is annotated as Agp2p. The transcript has a single exon. Gene Ontology annotation, biological process: amino acid transmembrane transport. Gene Ontology annotation, cellular component: membrane. The coding region runs from base 1 to 1746 and encodes 581 amino acids. Gene Ontology annotation, molecular function: amino acid transmembrane transporter activity. The record is from RefSeq and is a predicted model, not a curated record. Lineage: Eukaryota; Fungi; Ascomycota; Pichiomycetes; Serinales; Debaryomycetaceae.